AAAUGAUUUCGAGAAGGAAUUUGCUCCGUAGAUAUCCUGUAAAUAAAUUAUUUUUGCUCGACUCCAUAAAAUGCUCCAACAUCAAACCGCGUGCCAUUGACGAAGCAGGCACUUAUCUUUCCACCAGUUGGCACUUGCAAUUGCAAUGAAUUGCCGAAGCUGUAACGCGCCAAAAAUUAGAGUAUGAGCUCGGCCUAUACCAUAGGUCACUAUGUUCGUACUACUCUCCCUCGUAUUGGACUCGAAUUCAUUCUUCCAUCUAUUCCAAAUAUCUCCGUCUUCCAUUCUCUUUUUAAAUCAUGUAGUGAAACCAAAGAUUCGAGAUGGGCAUUUAUUACUUUUCGUCGAUUGUUAGAGUCUAACGUGAAGCCAAGUGAUCUUACCUUCUCUUUGCUCAUCAAAGCUUAUGUUGCCGAUGCUUCUUCUUCAACUGUUAUUGAUUCACCAAAUACAAAAAUAGAAGCAAAUCAGAUUCAAACCCACCUCAGAAAAUCUGGGUUUAAUCAAUAUGUGUACUUGACCACUGCUUUUCUCGACUUCUAUGGGAAAUUGGGAUGCAUCUAUUAUGCCCAACAUUUAUUUGAAGAAAUGCCCAGAAGAGAUGUUGUAUCUUGGAAUGCGUUGAUUUGUGGGUAUUCUCGCAAUGGAUAUGAUUAUGAUGCGUUGGAAGUGUUUGUCCAAAUGCUCAGAGAGGGCUUUCCUCCUUGUCAGAGAACGCUGGUUGGUUUAGUUCCGUCUUGUGGUCGGCCAGAUAUAAUCUUUCAAGGGAAGGCUAUUCAUGGAUUUGGAAUUAAGUCUGGACUUGACUUGGAUUGCCGAGUGAAGAAUGCAUUAACUUCGAUGUACGCUAAAUGUGCAGAUUUGCAAGCGGCCGAAGUCUUGUUUGAAGAAAUCUUUGAGAAAACUGAAGUUUCAUGGAAUACUAUGAUUGGUGCCUAUGGCCAAAAUGGGCUAUUUGACGAGGCAAUGCUUGUAUUUAAACAAAUGCAAAAGGAAAGGGUGGAAGUCAAUUACGUUACAAUCAUAAGUCUUCUGUCAGCAAAUGCUCAUCUGGAUUCUACUCACUGUUAUGUAAUUAAAACCGGAUUUGCCACUGAUGCUUCUGUCAUCACUUCACUAGUGUGUUCCUAUGCUGGGUGUGGGAAUAUUGAAUCAGCGGGACUACUUUACAAUUUAAUGCCUCAAAGGAACUUGGUUUCCUUAACUGCAAUGAUUUCAGGCUACGCUGAGAAAGGCAAUAUGGGUUUGGUGGUGGAGUGUUUUACUCAAAUGUUGCAGUUAAAAAUGAAACCAGAUGCGGUUGCUAUGGUUAGCAUUCUUCAUGGGUUCACAGACCCUACUUUCAUUGGGUCUGGGCUAGGGAUCCAUGCUUAUGGAUUGAAGACUGGCUUGUGUGCUGAUUGUUUAGUGGUGAAUGGGCUGAUUAGCAUGUACUCAAAGUUUGGUGACAUAGAAACAGUAUUCUCUUUAUUUUCUGAGAUGGGUGAAAAACAACUAAUCAGUUGGAAUUCAGUGAUUUCGGCCUGCAUACAGGUUGGAAGAACAAGUGAUGCUAUGGAGUUGUUCUGCCAGAUGAGGAUGUAUGGACACAGUCCUGAUGCCAUUACUAUUGCUAGUUUAUUAGCAGGGUGUUCUGAAGUUGGUUUUCUGCAGUUUGGGGAGAGGCUCCAUAACUAUGUUCUCAGAAACAAUCUUGACAUGGAAGAUUUUCUGGAAACUGCUCUUGUAGACAUGUAUAUCAAGUGUGGAAGGUUAGAGAGUGCAGAGAGGGUGUUUAAGAGCAUUAAAGAGCCGUGUUUGGCAACAUGGAACACAAUGAUUUCAGGCUAUGGAUUAUCUGGGCAUGAACAUAGAGCUCUCAGUUGUUACUCUGAAAUGCAAGAACAAGGACUAAAACCUGACAGAAUCACUUUUUUGGGAGUAUUAUCUGCUUGUACCCAUGGGGGGCUUGUUUGGGAGGGAAAACGAUACUUUCGAAGUAUGAGGGAAGACUUUGGUAUGAUUCCAGGAUUGCAACACAAUGCAUGCAUGGUUGAUCUCCUCAGUCGAGCAGGAUUUUUAGAGGAAGCAGUAAUAUUUGUCAAGAAUAUGGAGGUUGAGCCUGAUUCUGCCAUAUGGGGAGCUUUGCUUACCUCUUGUUGCAUCCACCAAGAGCUGAAGCUUGGGGAGUGUUUGGCCAAAAGGUUACUCCUAUUGGAUUAUUACAGUGGUGGAUUAUAUGUGUUGAUGUCAAAUCUUUAUGCAAGUAAAGGAAGGUGGGAUGAUGUAGCAAGGGUGAGGAAAAUGAUGAAAGAUACUGGCGGAGAUGGAUCUUCUGGAAUUAGCCUAAUUGAGGUUUCUUCCUUGGAGAAAAUGAAUAACAGCUUGUGCUUGAGCGACUUGAGUUUGAAUACAAAUUAUUGGCAGCUUUCUUCUCCACAUUGACUUCUGACUCAAAUAUUGUAUCUCUCUUCUCAUUCUACCCUGUCUCUGGCCCUUGCUGCAAAUUAUCAGCAGAAAAUAAUUCAGAUACACAGAAUCAAAUUGCUUCCGCACAAA
This is a messenger RNA of Vitis vinifera (wine grape), 2538 nucleotides long. Its product is annotated as pentatricopeptide repeat-containing protein At2g04860. The transcript has a single exon. The coding region runs from base 184 to 2424 and encodes 746 amino acids. Lineage: Eukaryota; Viridiplantae; Streptophyta; Magnoliopsida; Vitales; Vitaceae. Gene Ontology annotation, molecular function: RNA binding; protein binding. Gene Ontology annotation, biological process: RNA modification. The record is from RefSeq and is a predicted model, not a curated record.